Messenger RNA from Cetraspora pellucida, 180 nucleotides. Lineage: Eukaryota; Fungi; Glomeromycota; Glomeromycetes; Diversisporales; Gigasporaceae. The record is from the annotation of a GenBank genome assembly.
AUGUUGGCCUCAUCUCCAAUCUUGAGUGGAUCAUAUGGAUCAUCACAAGCAACUCAGCUCGCGCGUGAAGAUCAUAAGACAACUGCAGAAGCAGGAAUUCGGCGUGGGAUGAUCAAACUAAAAGGGGAAAUAAUGAUAACAGUACAUGCUUGGCGCAAAGAAUCAGAUAGCUGGGAACGG